UUCCUCUACACGCGCGCGUGACAGACGUUAUUAGUCCUAUAUCAGACAAAUGUUUUAAAUCUACCGGUUCAUUCAAAGAACGCGCCAACCUGUCGCUUGAAGUACCCUUCAUUCAUUCUCCCUCCUGCUGGCCCAGAUAACAACCUUUGGAAAACAGCCUUAAAAAUCAGCUGUGUCUGAAAUUCUCCGAAAAUUCUUCCAGAUUUGUCUCUGCACACCCCAAAGUGAAAACCCAUCUAUUUGUCCUUUCAAUUAGUUAGUAUUAACUAUCAAGUAUUAUAUCUACAAAGCUAAAAGGCUUAAGCCAAAAAUUUUACCUUUCCAAAUAUAGCAAUCAAUCAAAAACAAAUCCUCUAGAUUCAUGGCUACCGAUAAUUCCAUAAUUGAAGACCCAAAUACAAAAACAAACAAAGAAGCCAACCUAAAUCUUGAUCAUCCUUCAAUAAAUUCUCAUUCACCAACUUUUUUCUUACACAACGGCUUCAGUUCAUCUCAGGUUUCAGACAUAGAGAUGAUCACGAUGCAGUCCGUUUCUUACACGAGUUUGAAGGACUUGUUGCCUACACAAACUCCAGCGAUCGCAUCACCAACGCAUAAUUCAAGUUGGCAUGAAAUUCCCAUCAAGAAUCCACUUGUUAAGCAUGCUGCGUUGGCUUAUUUGCUGCCCAUGUCGAGUCCACCGGAGGUCGGAGAAAAGGGUUUGUUUGGAAGGCUUAAGGAAAGGUGCUGCGGUGAAUGUGGGUGCGUUUUGUGGUUAUAUGAUGUCGUUUGGAGGAGCGUCAAGGAGGCGUUUUGGGAGAGGAGAGAAGAGGUUUACGAUGAUUAUUAUGACGAUGAUGAAUACAAAGUUGACUGAAACUGAGAUGGCAGCUCCCUCCUUUUUUUUUUCCUAUCUCAGUGGCGGUUGAGGUUUGACCGGUGGAUAGUGGUUCAAUUUGUAAAUAGAGAUUCAUUUUUGGGUUUUUCAUAAAAUUUUUUUGGCUUCUUGCUUUUGUAAGUACGGAAAAAAUCAUUGAAAUAUUCAAUGUUAACAGUUCAACAUACUUGA
Molecule: messenger RNA, 1048 nt
Organism: Durio zibethinus
Lineage: Eukaryota; Viridiplantae; Streptophyta; Magnoliopsida; Malvales; Malvaceae
Source: RefSeq, a predicted model, not a curated record